CUCUAAUUUACUCAUCUGCUCCCCUAGUUAUUCAUUCUUGUCUACAAGUGACAAGAUCCAUAACUGAACUUGGCAGAACGCAUUGCAGCCAUUUUCCAUGCAGGGUGUGUGCGUGUUCUUCAGAAAGAGGAUUGCGGAAAAGCUGCAUACUUUUUUUUCCCCCUUCUAAACCAAUCAGCAUUGCUGUGGUAUGAGUCACUCCCACACCCUUUCCUUUUAUGACAAAGAGGGGAGGGGCUGUUUCUCAGACCGGACAGUGAAAUGGUGGCUGCUUGUACAAACAGCAGCAGCACCACUAGGAACUGAGCAGCUACAGACACAUUUACAGAAUCAGCCGAGACUGAAAGCCUAGAAGAACCAAAGAUUCAGACCCAUCUAUGGCAGAAAAACAGCAGAUCAAAGCGACUGCGGUCAAAGUGCUGUGCUAUGUGGAGAAGAUCUCCUCCUUCGCCUCCAACAUAGACCCUCUCUUUGGGAUUGUGACUUCAGUGGUUGGGGUGGUUAGGAAAGGCCUCGUGGAUGAGGAGGAAAAUGAGAUGGACAAGGACUUCAAACAGAUCCAUCAGAAGCUGGAAACCAUCUCAGAGAAGAACAAGCAGACCCUGCGGCAGAUCCGCAUCGACGAAAUCAAUGAGACUUAUGGUAAACAUGAGGAAAUCAUCAAGCAUCAGUACAAGGCUUUCAACAACAUGCUGGAAAAUGUAAAACUGGACCCCGAGCACUCAGAUCGUCACAUGAAGGAUUUUGUGAAGAUCUACGAGAAUGAUAAGAUGGAUCUCAGCUUAGAUACGUAUUACCGUGGAGUGAAGGGUGCCGUUCUGUUUGGGAAGCCCAUGCUGCAGGUUUACCUGGAGAACUGCCAAAGAAACAAAAAGGUGAUGGAGGCCCGUUGCUCUCACAUCGCACACCUGUUCUACAUCGGUCUAAUGGCACUGAUGGCCUACUACGCCGUCACUGAAGAUGACGAGGAUGAAGUGAGAGACAAAUGGUGCCCGAGGGUCAUUGAAAUUCAAGCCAAGAUGCAAGAAGUUCUGGAACAGUGCACUGAGGAAAACUGAAGUGGGAACAUUGCACUGAACAAUUGCUGAGACUAUUCAUUUCAUAUGCUGAAAGUCUUGAAUUAGGAAGUUUAAAUAAAUCGUGUGGGGUGUAAAAGGGGUGAAUCUUUUCCUGCUUGCCAAUGGACUUUUCAAUGCAAUACUGAAGUAGUGCAAAGUUCUUAACACUGUAUAUCGCAGUUAAAAAAAAUUUUUUUAGUAUGUUAAGCAUGUUUUGGUCAUUAUUGUUGCUGAAUAUAUUGCAAAAAAAAAAUCAUAAUACCCUUUGAUGCGAGUUACACAAGUUCGUAUGAAUUAUUAUAUAAUUGUUUGCUUAUGUUUUGUGGAACAUCUCUCAUUCUUUGCACAAUAAAUAAAUCUAUUUUUUUUCUGUCAUGUCAUUGCAGUAAG
Carassius carassius (crucian carp) is the source of this 1448-nucleotide messenger RNA. RefSeq names its product rapunzel 2 (gene rpz2). The coding region runs from base 378 to 1058 and encodes 226 amino acids. The record is from RefSeq and is a predicted model, not a curated record. NCBI's taxonomy places the organism in Eukaryota, Metazoa, Chordata, Actinopteri, Cypriniformes, Cyprinidae. The transcript is spliced from 2 exons.